Monodelphis domestica (gray short-tailed opossum) is the source of this 2552-nucleotide messenger RNA. It is a transcript of the gene PGAP3, whose product is annotated as post-GPI attachment to proteins phospholipase 3. Gene Ontology annotation, biological process: GPI anchor biosynthetic process. Gene Ontology annotation, molecular function: hydrolase activity, acting on ester bonds. The record is from RefSeq and is a predicted model, not a curated record. NCBI's taxonomy places the organism in Eukaryota, Metazoa, Chordata, Mammalia, Didelphimorphia, Didelphidae. Gene Ontology annotation, cellular component: endoplasmic reticulum membrane.
ACAGCCCUCCCUUCCAUUCCCUUCGCUCCAUCCAUCCACUUUCACUCCCCUUUUAAGUUCUUUCCCUACAGUAGAACUUCCAGUCUCAGAAUUAGGAUCCAUUUCGCAAGAGCUGAUAAACUAUCGUGACAUGCAACCACAGGAAACUGCCUUAACCAGUUCUGCAUAGGCUGCAAUAACAGUGCGACUUCGACUCUGGGCCUGCGGAGAGGGAAAGGAGUGACCCUCCUCCGACCCCCCCCCCCCCCCCCCGAACAAAUAUUCCUACGGGGUCGGAACUAGCCCUGGGAGAUGACCAGAGGAGCCUCGGAACCUUCGAAGUGAGAGCAACUGGGACAGGGGGAGAGUGGAAGGGUGAGGAGCGAAAGGGUGUGGUUUGAAAAAGAAAGAACAUAGAGAACUUCCGGUAAGACCGGAAGCGGAGGCGAGGAAGGCAGCCACGGGCCUAGGCUACGGGGAUGGCCGGGCGGACGACACUGCUGGCCCUGCUGGCCGGAGCCGCAGCGCUAGCGGACGCCUCCCAGGGUGACCGGGAGCCAGUGUACCGGGACUGCGUCCUCCGCUGCGACGAGUGGAACUGCUCCGGGGCCGGGCUGCAACACUUCCGCUCCCACCAACCAAUCUACAUGAGUCUGGCAGGCUGGACCUGCAGGGAUGACUGUAAGUAUGAAUGCAUGUGGCUCACCGUGGGCCUCUACCUCCAGGAAGGUUACAGAGUUCCUCAGUUUCACGGGAAGUGGCCCUUCUCUCGGUUCCUUUUCUUCCAAGAACCAGCCUCAGCUGUGGCCUCCUUCCUCAAUGGUUUGGCCAACCUGGUCAUGCUCAGCCGGUAUCGGACCUCUGUCCCAGCCUCCUCCCCUAUGUACCACACCUGUGUGGCCUUUGCCUGGGUCUCUCUCAAUGCCUGGUUCUGGUCCACAGUCUUUCACACAAGGGACACCAGCCUCACUGAGAAAAUGGACUAUUUCUGUGCCUCCACGGUGAUUCUGCAUUCCAUUUAUCUGUGCUGUGUCAGGACUCUGGGGCUGCAGCGGCCGGCCGUGGCCAGUGUCUUUGGGAGAUUCCUGCUACUGCUGCUAGCCGCCCAUGUCUCCUACCUGAGCCUCGUUCACUUCGACUACGGCUACAACAUGGUGGCCAAUGUAGCCAUAGGCUUGGUAAAUCUGGUGUGGUGGUUGGGCUGGUGUCUUUGGAACCAGCCUCGGUUGCCUCACGUGUGGAAGUGCGCUGUGGUGAUGCUUCUGCUGCAGGGGCUGGCUUUCCUUGAGUUGCUGGACUUCCCUCCCAUCUUCUGGGUCUUGGAUGCCCAUGCCAUCUGGCAUAUCAGCACCAUCCCCAUCCACUUUCUUUUCUUCAGUUUCCUGAUGGAUGACAGUCUCUACCUUCUUAAGGACACCCCAGUCCCACUAAAGAUGGAGUGAAAGGACUGGGGGCAGGUCUGCUUCAUCCUGGCCUCAGCUCUGGCCCACAGGGUGCUCCGUUUUCUUCCCUUUACUCCUUCAACACGGACGCUGACUGGGGUGGAGGAGUGGCCGCGGGACUCUGCCCUUUUCUCCAUGCAGAUGCCCUCUUGCCUCCUCCAGAGUGCUGCCAGUCCCAGCUGUCUCCUGCCCCUUCCCCCACCCCAACCUCAGACAUUUAGGGGGUAGAAUGGCCCCUCACCAACCUGCAGAAAUCUAAAGGCUCCCUUCGUCCUGGCCCAGGUGCCCCAAGGGAGCAUCCUUCUGCCCCUCAAAGUGCCCGCUCCACCCUGUUCCCAGGGGGCUUCCCCGGGGCUACCUUCCUGCCCAGUGGUAAGUGAGGGGGGCAAUUCCCUUCCCUUUAACACCAGGUGCCCUCCCCCAUGGCACCACUAGGUGGCGAUGAAUGCUGGCUCUGCUCUCACCCCCCAGGAGGGGCACCGAGGCCCCAUGGCAUGAGCCUGGAAGCAGGCCCCUGCUUUGCCCACAUUGUCCCCUAGCAGGGCCCCAAGCCCAUCUCCAUCCCCCAGCUGGGCAAAGAGCCAGAGAAGCCCAGCCACUGUUUGGCUCGUCGUCAGACUGGCUCAUUCUCUUGCUUCUCAGGGAAAAAAAAAGGAUGGGAGUGUGUACCCUAGUGUAGAUGUGAGUGUGGGCACGGUUUGUGGGGCCUCGGCCAAACUCAGCGAAACAGGACUUGGAUCUCCUAGCAAGGCACCCAGCUAGGCACAGAAGGCCUUGGUCCCUGCCUUGAAGUUGGGGAUGGGAGUGUAUGAUGGAAGGGGGUGAGUCUGUAUGUCCUCUCCUCCCAGCCCUUUUGCUCCCCUGUCCCUUCAGGGAGCCAGAUUCUUGAGCUAAGAAAGUAUCUCCUCAAGGACCUUCCUGUUACCUAGCUUGGGUGCCCCCACAUCCACAGCCUCCCUCUAGUGCCAGCUCUUGGGACUGUCAUCUCUGGGACCCAUAAGUCACUUAACCUCCCUGAGUCCCCAUUUCCCCAUCUGUAAAAUGGGGGGAAUGAUCCCUCGGUACCCAGCUCACAGGCCUGGUGUGAGACUUCAAGGAGAUCAUGUAUGUAAAGUGCUUUGCAGACCUUAA